AUGGAUUCUUUACCUGUUGAGCUCCUCGAAGCUAUCGUUCAAGACAUCUCUCCUGGCCACACCCUCUUACAGGCUCGACUGUUGAACAGGACGUUUUGUGCGAUGGUCACGCCACUCGCAUUUAAACGGGUUAAUGUCACCAAUACACCUGAGAGCGCAGAGGCAUUCAGUAAUAUUGUACGAUCCAAGACGCUAGCAUGCCUCGUUCAAGAAAUUUUCUUUCGAGAAGCCUAUUCAGUUUCAAAAGAAGAAGGUCUCGAAGCCUUAGAGAACUCUCUCACUUCGUCAUUCUCCUACCUUCGCCGCCUUCCCUUGAUCAAGUGUCUGUCACAAUUUUACUCGCCGAGUCCAUGGGCACUUCAAAUGGCCAUCCUCCGCGGAAUUUCAGUCCAAUUGCCUUUAGCUACGCUCACUUCUCUCACCAUCAAUGGCUUGUUCGCAUAUCACGGCCCACAGUAUGACACACCUGAUUUUCAGAACCUCUUCCGCGGACUCGAUGCUAUCCGUAUCUCACCAUCUUGGGGAUUGGAGCCUCCACCGCCACACAUUCGGCCUUCAUUUGUUUUUUUUUGGGAGCACACAAUGCAGCUUCGCGUUCUCAGCCCUCUCGCCUCGUUCUCUCGCUCUCUCACGUCGUUCACUCUGCACAGUAAUCUGGACGUCGGCGUUGUCCCUCGAGUUGAUUUUUCUCAGCUGGACUUUCCUGCGCUCGCGUCCUUGUCAUUGCAGAUGAUUUUGUUCAACGAGGAAACUCACGUCGAAGACUUCAUCGUGCGACACAAACUCACGCUGAAGUCGCUGCAUCUUGCGCAAUGCCACAUCGCAUCCUAUAGCGUUUUGGAAGGGCCGCCGCAGGUCUGGUCUCAGAUAUGGACUCAUUUCGCAGACGAGCUUGAGGCAUUGGUUCAGCUAUCGGUGGAACCCGGCCACAACGCCAACCAAGUCCGGCCACACCAUUCCUCUUAUGUGCACCUCGACGAGCGAGCCGGCCACUCAUAUCUGCGAGUGGACGAGAAGACGUCGGCGGAAGAUGAUAUGGCCGAGCGCAUGUUCCACGAAGUGGUUCGUUCGAGGCGACACAAACUGACAAGUCAAGAAUACAUGGUGUAA
Molecule: messenger RNA, 1110 nt
Organism: Heterobasidion irregulare TC 32-1
Lineage: Eukaryota; Fungi; Basidiomycota; Agaricomycetes; Russulales; Bondarzewiaceae
Exons: 3
Coding region: 1-1110 (369 amino acids)
Source: RefSeq, a predicted model, not a curated record